Ostertagia ostertagi is the source of this 726-nucleotide messenger RNA. The record is from the annotation of a GenBank genome assembly. NCBI's taxonomy places the organism in Eukaryota, Metazoa, Nematoda, Chromadorea, Rhabditida, Trichostrongylidae.
AUGUCGAAAAAACUUCGUGAUGCUGACGAGAACAAAGCAUCAAGAGGGCAGAUCCACGUGAACUUCCAGGGUCACACGACCACGAGAGAUCAGUCAGACAACGCUGCUGGCCGAAUUCAUUUCUUAUUCAGGAGAAGAGUGAAACGUCCACGUUUCUCACUACGGUACUCCAAUCAAAGCCCUGGAAAAUGCUCUACGAGUUUCUUCAUAGAAAAGGACACCCAUUCGCUACGAGUCCCAUUGUAUUCCGUUACUGGAUCGCUCAACUCUGGUUUGUGCACUAUUCACGUGCUCGUGGCAAGGCCGACACUUCUGGUUUUGAGCAUGUUUUCAUGGGAGAGGAGAAAAACAGAGAGAUCACCGGUCUGCACAACUUGGUUGCGAUUCUACACACUUGAGAAGAACGCAACCGAAAAUUUCGAUUACAAAGGAUUUGUAAUCAAGCGUGGGAACGUUAUGGCUUCGGUGAAAUUCACCUGGAAAGGUGACCUGAAACGAUCCGGAUCGAUCCUGCUUGGCACGUCGCCAGAAUAUGACAUGGCGCUGUACACAUUGUGUUUCCUGUCGAGGCGCGGACGUGAUCAGUGUGAAGUUGAAAUAGACGGAUGCCCUUUAGCAAUCACCAGCUUUGAUAUUGUCCAGAACAACAAGGUGUUCAUCGGAUCGAUCUUCCCAACGGCAGGACCACUCACAGAACAGUGUCGUCGUCUCAGUGGACGAGUUUAG